ACACCUACUACAUUACUUUUGGUCAAGCACACAGCAGGAGCAUCACAGUCGCAUUUCUCUCAGUCUCAAGAAAUCUGCACAGAAAUAAGAUCCAGCAUGUCGGACAGAAAGGCAGUGAUCAAGAAUGCGGACAUGUCUGAGGAGAUGCAGCAGGACUCUGUGGAGUGCGCAACACAGGCGCUCGAGAAGUACAACAUCGAGAAGGACAUCGCCGCCUACAUCAAGAAGGAGUUCGACAAAAAGUACAACCCCACCUGGCAUUGCAUCGUGGGGAGGAACUUCGGCAGCUACGUGACUCACGAGACCAAACAUUUCAUCUACUUCUACCUGGGUCAGGUGGCCAUCCUGCUCUUCAAAUCGGGCUGAGCGACGGCACCCAUUCAUUUCAACAGACCAUUAUGAACUGACUGUACUGACGAGGCGAACCAUUCCUGCACUGGACCUGCCUUCUUUCUCUCGGCUGCUUCUCCUUUUGUUCUGAUUAUUGUUUAGAAAAAGCCCGUGUGAGCGGGAAAUGCCAUAAAGAAACACUUGUAUUUAUUUUUGUUUUCUAUACAUGGUUUGAGCGUUUUGUCACCUGCGUUUUUUUUUUAAUUAAAGCAAAAUGGUUUGGCUGUUCGCCUAGAGUUUCUUGUCUUCAGGAUGUGAGAAGGUUGAUGGUGCGGCGUAUAAGGAGUCAGUGGUUCUCAAACUUUUUGACUUCUAAACCCUCCAUUGCCCAAAACAAUUUCCCAUUUUUUUCAAAACUAGGAAACAGAAAUAGUAUUGAAGGAGGGAAAAGAAAAAUAUGUGAU
Molecule: messenger RNA, 794 nt
Organism: Sinocyclocheilus rhinocerous
Lineage: Eukaryota; Metazoa; Chordata; Actinopteri; Cypriniformes; Cyprinidae
Gene: dynll1
Product: dynein, light chain, LC8-type 1
Exons: 3
Coding region: 97-366 (89 amino acids)
Biological process (GO): intraciliary retrograde transport; motile cilium assembly
Cellular component (GO): cytoplasmic dynein complex
Molecular function (GO): dynein intermediate chain binding
Source: RefSeq, a predicted model, not a curated record